UUGAUUGUUAGCGUCAUCUGUGAGUGACAUUGAAAUGGAUAUGCGUUUGAAUGCAUUGAAUCAGUGGUAACAAUAUGGCCGACAAAGACAGUGCCGCAGAUAAAGACCAAAUGGACAACUUUGUAAAACAGUGCCGAAGUAUUAGCGACAGAGAGAAGUUGCGACAAUUGGUGUAUGAUUUGUGUGCCCGAGUAGUCAAUGGACAGUCCAAAGCAGAUCCAGUCGUCAUUGCGCUCAUCGAAGUCAUUGCGCUCAAUUCAGAUAUAAUUAACAUAUUAAGUGAUGUUUUGUUACUUUUUGAUGUUGAGACACAGACUUUGGAAAACAAAGACAACACAAGAGACCAUUAUCUGCAACUCUUAUCUGCCGUUAAUAAUAGAGUUAUAUCUGAAUGGGUUCUUAAGGAAAGACUUGAUUACGAGACCACUGGCGAUGCGAGGAUUGUUUCGAAUAAGAAGACUGCGUCGACAAAGUUUAUUAAACUUAAGACAAGACUUUUUUAUAAACAACAAAAGUUCAACUUAUGUCGAGAAGAGAGUGAAGGGUAUGGAAAGUUGAUUGUCGAGCUCUGUCAGGGCAUUGCUUUUGAUCACAAAUAUAUGCUUCAAGUGGUUAAGAAACUUAUCGGUUGCUUUAAUUUGGAUCCGAAUCGUGUUUUGGAUAUAAUUCUUGAGUGUUUUGAGUACAACAUUGAUCUUCACAAAUGCUAUAUACCUCUAAUUCAAGAAUAUUUACCAAACUCUACGACUUUAACACAAAUAUUAGCCUUUAAAUUAAGUUUUUAUCAGAAUGAAAACUCAUUACAAACUCCCGACACAUUAUAUCAAGUGAUUGCAUUGGCUCUACACUACAAACUUAUUGAAUUGAAUCAAUUAUAUGAUUUUUUAUAUCCAAAUGACAACAAAAUAUUAGAUGAUUUUAAAAAUGAAUUGUCAGAAGCGAGAACUUUUGCGAAGAAAAUAAAUUCAAUUUUGACAAAUCCUGAAAAACAAAACGAAGACGAAAAGAAUGUCGAAGAAGAGCGACAAAAACAGUUCUUAAGUAAUCAGAAGUUAGGUUUAAUAUUAGCACUUCUUAAAGUCGGCGAUUGGAAGAAUGCAGAGCUUUUGAUCAGAAAAUUGCCCGAAUAUUAUGCCGUCUCAUUCGAGACCAUUGCUAAUCAAUUGUGUGAUUUAAUUCAUUAUUCAAUUGAUAAAAUUUAUAAACAGUACUCAGGUUUGCCAACAGUCAUUGCGUCCAAAAUCAAAUCAUACAAAUGUGCGAAACAACCGCUAAUUAAACAAUUUGAAAACGUUUCCGAAUUGAAGAGCACAGGAUUCACAAUGAUAUCAUCGAUCGGUCCAUUUCUUUAUAAGGACACACUAUUGAUCUCUAAGAUAAUUAGAUUUUGUCGAACAUUACUAUCGAGUUCUUCAACUGCCAAUUCAGUCAAACACGACAUCAUUACAAUUCUUGAUGAAGCAAUACUUCCAUCAAUGUCUUUAGUUGAGAGUAAUUGUGCCCUUUCUGAGGAACUGUGGCUUCUUAUGAAAUCAUUUCCUUAUCAACAACGUUACAAACUCUAUACUAACUGGAAGGCCGAACCAUCUAAUACUUUGAUGAUAAAGACCAGAGCGGCUACUCUUAAGAGAAUUAAAUAUAUAAUGAAGAGAUUGAGUAAAGAGAAUGUGAAGCCUUCUGGUCGUCAAAUCGGUAAAUUGAGUCAUUCGAAUCCAUCAUUUCUUUUUCAAUAUAUAUUAUCACAAAUUCAGUCGUAUGACAAUCUUAUUGGACCAGUUGUUGACGCAUUGAAAUAUUUGACAACCAUUUCAUACGAUGUGUUGGCAUUUUGUAUGAUUGAAGCACUGGCCGAUCCGGCCAAAGAGCAGACUAAGCACGAAGGCGCCACAAUCUCUCCAUGGCUUCUAAGUUUAGCCAGUUUUUCUGGAUCUGUAGUCAAAAAAUAUCCGAUUGAAUUGCCGGGAAUUCUCCAAUUUGUUGCCAAUCAACUCAAGUCUGAAAAAUGUCUCGAUUUACUUGUUCUUAAAGAGAUUGUUCAAAAAAUGGCUGGAAUUGAAGCUUUAGAUGAUAUGACAAACGAACAGUUAUCUGCAUUGAGUGGAGGGGAACUAUUGCGGGCAGAGGGCGGGUAUUUCAAUCAAGUGAGGAAUACCAAGAAGUCGACGAGUCGUUUAAAAGACGCAUUACUUGACAAUAAUCUAGCGAUGCCUUUGUGUAUACUUAUUGCUCAACAAAGAAAUUGUAUACUUUUUCAUCAACAGUCACACAUCAAACUGGUUGGCAAACUCUAUGAUCAGUGUCAGGAAACACUUGUCCAAUACGGUAGCUUUUUGGCCAACACUCUCAACAUUGAUGACUAUAUUGAGAAUCUUCCGCCACUCGAGAAACUCAUUUCCGAUUAUAGUCUAAGUGCUGACAUUACCUUUUUCUUAGUGCGACCAAUGAUUAUUCAUUAUAUUAAUUCCAAAUUUGAUGAACUGAAAAAAGUUGAUAAGACUUCCAGUAAACUAACCCAAUAUUAUAUCGACGCCUCCGAUACAGUUACGACACCACUCGUCAAAUCUAUAGUUCCCGCAUAUUCAGCAAAAUUUUGGGAUGAUUUAAGUCCUCGAUUUUUUGUCACCUUUUGGACCUUAACAAUGUAUGACCUUCAAGUGCCCACUCAAAGUUAUGAACGCGAACUCAAGAAAUUCAAGGAUCAAAUUACUGCGGCCGACGAUAAUAAAGAUUUAGCGCCGAAUAAAAGGAAAAAAGAGAAAGAAAAAUGUUUAUCAAUGAUGGAAAAGUUGACCGACGAAGAAGCUAAACAACAGGAUCAUAAAAGUCGUGUUUUGGCACGUCUUCAGAAAGAGAAGGAUCAAUGGUUUCAAUCAAAAGUGGCUAAAAUGGAAAUGACGACACAAUUUCUGCAACACUGUCUGUUUCCUCGGUGUAAAUUUGCCGCUUCUGACGCACUAUUUUGCGCCAAAUUUGUCCAUUUGUUACACGUUUUGCAAACUCCCAACUUUUCGACACUUAUUUGUUACGAUAGAAUUUUCGGUGAUAUAUCAUACACGAUGUGUUCGUGCACUGAGAACGAGGCCAACCAUUACGGCCGCUUUCUUUGCGCUUUAUUGGAGACAGUAAUGAAUUGGCACAAAGAUAAAGAUGUUUUUAAUAAGGAAUGCGCAAAAUUUCCGGGAUUUGUCACAAAGUUCUGUGAGAAAGAUCCGGUUCACGUGGACUUUGAAAACUAUCGACACGUUUGUCACAAAUGGCACUACAGACUGACCAAAGCAUUCAUAUUAUGUCUCGAUUCUGGAGAUUACAUUCAAAUUAGAAAUUCACUCAUUAUUUUGACGAAAGUUUUGCCACAAUUCCCAGUCAUGAUUAGCUUCGCUCAAGCAAUUGAACGCCGAGUUGAUAACAUUCGUAAUGAGGAAAAGGAGAAACGGCCCGAUCUCUAUGCAUUGGCCACCGGAUAUUCCGGUCAAUUGAAGUCCAAAAAGUCGACAUUCAUUCCUGAAUCAGAAUUUCAUAUUAAAGAGACUAAAAAAGUGCCACAAAAUAGCACUCAAAAUAAUGUGAAAACAGAAAUAAAUAGUAAUAUCAACAUCAAGAAGGAACCCAAAGAAGUAAAUAAUAUCGAAAAAGAGACAAUUAAGUCAAAGAACAGUAUUGAUAGUAAAGAAGUAAAUGAUAAAAGAAAAGAAUCAAAGAAAGAAGUGAUUAAAAUGGAAUCGAAAAAUAAGAAAAUAUCAAAUGAAGAGAAAAAUAAUACCGAAAAGAAUCACAGAAAUGAUUCUCGUUCUUCAUCGGUAUCAUCAUUGUCUCCACGAAGAACUGAACACAGAAUUAAAGAAGAAUCCAUUGAUGAUAAAGAAAGGGAACACAAGAAAAGGAAAGUCGAUUCUAAUAAGGAUGAAAAUGAUAUUAAACGGGUUAAGGAUGAACUCAAUAAUGGAGUUUCAAACGCACAGACAGUUAGGUCUCAUGAAAAGAAACAGUCAUCGACUGUCAGAAAAAGACAACAGAAAGAAUCGCCAACUAGUGAUGUGACAGAUAUUAAUCAAACCCCUAAACGCCGUAAAGACGACGACACGAAUAAAACUAAACGCGAAGAUUCCAGAAAUAAAAGCACAGAUAAGAGAAGCACUUCUCGGCGUCACAAACAAGAAGAUGACAAAUGAUAGCAUGUUUUGACUGUUAUUUAUUAAUUAUUUUGUUAUAAAUAAUGAUUAUUAUAAAUAUAUAGAAAUUCGUUUAUAUUUUAACUUUUUUUGUUUUACUUGACUCGUCAUCAGAAACUCUCUUAACUGAA
Messenger RNA from Oppia nitens, 4300 nucleotides. RefSeq names its product THO complex subunit 2-like (gene tho2). The record is from RefSeq and is a predicted model, not a curated record. Gene Ontology annotation, cellular component: THO complex part of transcription export complex. The coding region runs from base 75 to 4169 and encodes 1364 amino acids. Gene Ontology annotation, biological process: mRNA processing; mRNA export from nucleus. The transcript is spliced from 21 exons. Gene Ontology annotation, molecular function: mRNA binding. NCBI's taxonomy places the organism in Eukaryota, Metazoa, Arthropoda, Arachnida, Sarcoptiformes, Oppiidae.